GCAGAUUGUCCCAACGAAGUCCUAUCUGCCCACGAGUCCUCCACGCUUCGGAGUUAUCUGCUGCUGGUACCCCUGUGUCGCUGGCAACCGUCUACCUAUGUCUGCGUUCUUAUUUUCACCGCGUCCAGUCUCUUCCCCACUGCUCCAGGCUCUGUAACUCCGGCGCCGUACCGCAACGAUAAGAUGGCAAGCACAAACCAAGGGAAUGCCACCGAUGACAAGGGGCCCUUGAUCAUGGCCGUCAUGUGGUCCCUGACCGGUAUCACCACCGCGCUGGUUAUCGCCCGGAUGUACAUUCGAUCGAGGCUGUUGCACAACCUCGGGGCUGACGACUGGCUGAUCGCAGGAUCGAUGAUAAUGGGCCUCGUAUAUUGCAGCAUUACCGCGGCAAAUGUCGGGAUUGGGUACGGCAAGCACGCAUGGCUUCUGAGCGACAGCACCGUCGAACAGGCCAGCUUCCUCAAUUCCUUGAGCUUCCUGUUUGGCAUCGUGUCAUUCGCAAUGCCCAAGCUGGCGGUCACCGCCAUGCUGACGCGCAUCCUCAACCCAAGUACCCUCCACCGGGUGUGUCUGUGGGUUCUGACCAGCCUCGCAGCCCUGGUGUCGGGUAUAUGCAUCAUCAUCCUGUUCACGAUGUGCGAUCCGCCCAGGGCACUGUGGGAGACGCAUCUGGUGACAGAAGGAAAGGCCAAGUGCCUGGAUGUGUAUAUCUUGAUCGACUAUGCGAUCUUCACCGGAGCCCUCUCCGCAUUCGUUGAUCUCGCGCUGGCGAUCUACCCUAGCACCGUGCUGAUGAAACUUCAUAUGUCACUGCGAAAGCGACUGGCGCUGUGCGCAGCCCUGGGCCUGGGCGCCAUUGCUUCCGCCAUGGCAAUCGUCAAGUGCACCCAGCUGAAGGGGCUGGCCGAUAAAAGCGACUACACAUACGGAACGGCCGAGCUCGUCAUCUGGACCAACAUCGAAUCCAACGUCGUCAUCAUCGCUUCCUGCAUCCCUACCCUCCAGCCAGUCCUCGAACUGAUCCUCGGACGACGAACGACCAGCUCCUACAACAACAGUCGCAACCGCUACAAGGGCAGCUCCCAGCCGCCGGAUUCGUCAAACGACGCCAGCAAGAUGUCCAAGCCCCGGAAGCCAGACUGGGGGAUCACGACGGUCGAAAGCCAGGAGAGCAUACUCGGCGCCGAGGAACGGGGCACGGACUGCCAUCCUCUGGGGGCGAUCCGACGCACAGACAAUGUGACGGUGGAGUAUGAGACUCGCCCGCAAAACGAGCCAGGCGAGCCGCGCACAUCCUGGUGAUUCGGUACAUCGGGGAUGCCUGAUUUCUAUUCUUGAUAUUCCUCCUCCCUAGACCUACUAAAAGUCUGUUUUGUUUGUUGUUUACAAUAAUAAUUAUGACCCUUUC
Aspergillus heteromorphus CBS 117.55 is the source of this 1408-nucleotide messenger RNA. RefSeq lists its product as uncharacterized. The transcript is spliced from 6 exons. The record is from RefSeq and is a predicted model, not a curated record. The coding region runs from base 184 to 1302 and encodes 372 amino acids. Lineage: Eukaryota; Fungi; Ascomycota; Eurotiomycetes; Eurotiales; Aspergillaceae.